AUGAUCACUGAUCGUCCUUUGCUUCACGUAGUUGUAACAGCAAUCGCCGGUUCCAUCGACCUGCGUACUUACGUCAGCCUCUUCACAUCAGCUGAUGGCAGAAUCUAUUUGAGUUUACCGGAUUUGGGAGUAGAGAAAACAUGGUUACUCAAAGACCUCAUUAAAGCAGCAGAUCGACUAGCCGCUGAAUACCCUGUCGAAGAAGAUCAACCUCCGUCACUGGAGUUGCUGGUGCCUAUCGCUCGAAAGCUCUCAGGCUCUUGUGAAGAGCAAUGUGGUGUCCAACAUCUGGCUAUACUAGCCUUCUGGUACCUCUUGCUUGGCGUCGCUCACAGGAAGAGGUAUGUUUCAUGUUCUACUUAG
This is a messenger RNA of Strongylus vulgaris, 363 nucleotides long. NCBI's taxonomy places the organism in Eukaryota, Metazoa, Nematoda, Chromadorea, Rhabditida, Strongylidae. The record is from the annotation of a GenBank genome assembly.